UUUUUUUUAUGCAUUCUUAUUGAAAUUUUCAGUUUGAACACAACUACGCUGGAAAAAAGCAACGAAUUUUUAAUUUAUAAUCAAAAAAAAAAAUUUAAUAGUUUUUUCUGUUAAAAAAGGAAAAAGAAAUUUGUUCAUACCAAUUGUGGUGAUUAGAAAAAAAGUGAAAUUUAGUUUGUUUAACAAGUGAAAACGAUUGCAAAAGUUCGAAAACUAUGACAGCCGAAGUGGAAAUUUACAAUCAAAAGAAAGAAAUCCAUUUGCGUUCCCUUAAACAAUCGGGACAUGUGGGUUUUGAUAGUCUGCCCGAUCAGUUGGUGAAUAAAAGUGUACAAAAUGGUUUUGUGUUCAAUGUCAUGUGUAUAGGCGAGACGGGCUUGGGUAAAUCCACCUUAAUGGACACUUUAUUCAAUACCAGCUUUGAGUCCACACCCAGUUCGCAUACAUUGCCAAAUGUCAAAUUGAAGGCACACACUUAUGAAUUGCAGGAGAGUAAUGUACGUCUAAAGUUGACCAUUUGCGAUACAGUGGGCUAUGGUGAUCAAAUCAACAAAGAUGACUCAUUCAAAGCUGUAGUGGAUUAUAUUGAUUCACAGUUUGAGGCUUAUCUGCAAGAGGAGUUGAAAAUUAAACGUUCACUAGUGGCUUGCCAUGAUUCACGUAUACAUGUGUGUUUGUAUUUCAUAUGUCCCACCGGACAUGGUCUCAAAUCUUUGGAUUUGGUGUGCAUGAAGAAAUUGGAUAGUAAGGUUAAUAUUAUACCCAUUAUAGCCAAGGCGGAUACUAUAUCUAAAGCAGAAUUGCAGAGAUUUAAAUCCAAGAUAAUGCAGGAAUUGUCUAAUAAUGGAGUGCACAUCUAUCAAUUUCCUACCGAGGAUGAGACUGUAGCAGAAACUAAUGCGGCCAUGAAUGAUCAUGUACCUUUUGCUGUAGUGGGUUCCACCGAGUUCAUUAAGGUAGGCAAUAAGCUCAUAAGAGCCCGGCAAUAUCCCUGGGGUACUGUGCAAGUGGAAAAUGAAACCCAUUGCGAUUUUGUUAAACUACGUGAAAUGUUAAUACGCACCAAUAUGGAGGAUAUGCGUGAGAAAACCCAUACCAAACACUAUGAACUAUAUCGCCAAAAACGUCUAGAAGAAAUGGGUUUUUCGGAUGUUGAUUCUGACAAUAAACCCAUUUCUUUUCAACAAACUUUCGAAGCUAAACGUUCUAAUCAUUUGGCUGAACUGCAAGCUAAAGAAGAGGAAGUACGACAAAUGUUUGUACAACGCGUCAAAGAAAAAGAAGCCGAACUUAAGGAAUCCGAAAAGGAAUUACAUGCCAAAUUUGAGAAACUUAAACGUGAUCAUGCUGAGGAAAAACGUAAACUGGAGGAGUCACGUAAAAAGCUAGAAGAGGAAUUUAUGGAAUUCUCUAGACGUAAAUCACAAUUGGCCGCCUCACACCACACCCUUACAUUGGGUAAAAGCAAAAAGAAGUAGACUAUUUUUAUAAGAAAAUCAAAUAACAAAAAAGCACAACUUUAAAUAAAAAAAGAAAUUCUUUUUUUUUUAUUUUUUUUACAAUUAAAAAAAAUGCAAUUAUUUGCUUUCAACAUGCAAAACACGUAAAAAUGUAAAACAAACAACACCCCCCCCCGCCACUUAACAAACCUACACUACCCAUAACAACAUAACAGACCACUUACUAGUUAUAACCUACUCAUUUUUCACCUUCUUGAAAGAAAUUUCUAUUUCUUUACAUUUCACAUUUUCUAAAUUAAAGAAAGACAGACAUUUAAUAGUAAUGAAAAAUAGUAUUAUUAACAUUAUUGUUGUUUUACACAAAACGAACAUUUAUAUUUAAUUACAUACUUAUUAUUAACGAAUUAAUUAUAAUUUUAUAAAAUAUUUUUUGUAAACAUUUCUCUUAUACUCUUUGUUUAUUUUCAAAACUUUAUUUCAAUUUAAAGUUUUUUUAAAUAAUUUUUUUUAACAAUAAAAUUUUGACGAAUUUUUUUAAUACUUUUUUUUGGUUUUGAAUUAUCAGCAUUUGCUGCUUAAAAGAAAAGUUAUUUAUAUAUAAAAAAUAAGCGUAUUAUACUCCAAAUUAUUAUUAUGACUAAAUAUUAUAAAAUAAAUACAAUAUUUAAUAAUAAAACAAAAAA
Molecule: messenger RNA, 2143 nt
Organism: Lucilia sericata (common green bottle fly)
Lineage: Eukaryota; Metazoa; Arthropoda; Insecta; Diptera; Calliphoridae
Product: septin-2
Exons: 1
Coding region: 216-1478 (420 amino acids)
Biological process (GO): cytoskeleton-dependent cytokinesis
Cellular component (GO): microtubule cytoskeleton; septin complex; cell division site
Molecular function (GO): GTPase activity; molecular adaptor activity; GTP binding
Source: RefSeq, a predicted model, not a curated record